AUGACAACACCUUACAGUGAAACAACACAAGGUGAAUGGUAUCAAUUUGAUCCCAAUGUUCAUUAUUAUUACGAUGAGCAAGGUCAACUUCAUUAUUAUGAUCCCAAUACCAAUCAAGAGUGUGAUUAUCAACCUCAUUACAACCAACAACAUAUGCCUCAAACUUAUACCCCACCCAUUGCCAAUAACACCGCACAUGCUUCCACCGCCACCGCCCCCACCGUUGCCGCUGUUAUUAAUUAUGCAGAAUUGGCUUCAUCUAGACAACCCACACCCGAUGUCUUUUUACCUUGUCCCGAACCCACCUGCAACGGCGAAAAUAAGCCCAAGUCAAAGUUUUGUGAGGAAUGUGGAAGACCUCUCGGGGCCAUAUCACGAUCAGCUACACCUGCUUCUACCACAAACACCAUGACACCUUCAUUAGCUCCAUUGACAAAAGCAUUUUCUCAACAACAGAUUGGAGACUACAACUAUUACCCUCAUCAAAAAGAUGAAACCAUGUAUCAUUACCAACCUGCACAACCUGCCGUGGAUCCACUUGGCAGAGCACGAGGUUGUCCUAUCGUCACUUUUGGGUUUGGAGGUAAAAUGCUUGUGACUUUUCCACGCACCGUUACCAACUAUUACUCGUCUACGGUCAAACCACAACCCGGUCCGAUCAAGAUCAAACAUUUGAAGACCAUGAUUCCAAAGCCAGCGUUUCCAGGUCCUAUCUUGGGUGAUAGUAAAGUGGGCACGAAACAAAAGAAAAAGGAUGUGGCUGUGUUUAUGACACACAUGCUGAAUACAUUUGAAAAUCAUAAGCAAGGUAUGGCUGUAGGUUCCUUAGAUUAUGAACAACUACAGGCAAAGAUUUUAUUAUGGCAGUUAGUCAAAGUAUUAGUGGAGACUGAAGGAAGCAUAAACGACAAAGAUAAGAUGGAUCAAGCGAUUUUACAAGUAUUACGUCCAACACACGUUGAAGAAGAAACCAAUUUCACCAUCCCUUCUUAUCCUGCCAAUACACCUGAGGAUGCAGAUGCAGAUUUAUCAGAUCAUAUGCUUUCAAAAAUCGAGCAUUUCUUAUUAAACGGGGAUCGUAAAGGUGCCGUGGAUUUUGCAGUACAAGAGGACCUAUGGGCCCAUGCCUUGAUUAUCAGUAGUUGUGUUGAUAAGGAUUUAUGGCAAAGAGUCAUCACCAAUUUCGUCGAUAGAGAAAUGAACGCUACACCCGAAAUGAGAAAACAACGAAGAUUUAAUAAUAUUGCUGGUAACAAUCAAGCUUUACGUGUCAUGUAUUCCUUGUUUUCAGGUGCUGGUGGCAUAGCCAUGAACGAAUUUCUUGUCAGUGACGUGCAACAUGUCAAUACACCUUAUGGUUUACAAACAGUAACACCGCCUGCUCAAUUAUCUCAACUGGUUAAAUGGAGAGAUACAUUGGCCAUCAUGCUGGCAAAUCGGACACCUCGAGAUAUAGAAGCCUUGACGGCAUUUGGAGAUAUCAUGAAGGAACAAGGAUGGUUAGAAGCAGCUCAUAUAUGUUACCUUCUUUCACCUCAAAAUGCAAUGCAUUCGGGAAUUGAUACAAUUCAGGUCCGAUUAACACUUUUAGGCAGUGAUACACCCAACGUAGAAGCAUACCAAUUAUCCGAGAUUUUUGAAUUCGCACAAUCUUUACAUACAGGAGCGUCAGCAUGCUUGCCGUUUUUACAAGGUUAUAAAUUGGCUCAUGCCUGGAUUUUGUCCGAUUAUGGAUUAUUAGACGAAGCUGAGAGAUAUCAUGACGCCAUAGAUCAAUCCAUUAAAUCCUUUACCAAGGGAAGCCCUUAUUUGCAUGCACAGCUCAUAGAUCAAGUUUUGGCGCUUGGGACUCAUUUACAGCACGCUCGAAAGAAAAAGAAUGGUGUUGACCCUGCAUCGUGGCUGAACCCUAAAUUCCAGAAAAAGACAUUAACCUCACUUUGGGGUUCAUUAGAAGGAAGUUUUACAAAAUUCGUGAGUGGAGAUGAAAUCGUUGCCCAUGAACCUGCUCCCUCCAGAAAAUCCACUGAAAUCAUGAGCCGUCCGUUUUAAAUUUUCUUUACCAACACACACACACACACACAAAAAUAAAAUAAAAAAAUAUUACACAGUGUAGAUAUAAAUUGAGAAAAACAAAAAAUAAU
Mucor mucedo is the source of this 2144-nucleotide messenger RNA. RefSeq names its product Sec23-binding domain of Sec16-domain-containing protein. The record is from RefSeq and is a predicted model, not a curated record. Gene Ontology annotation, cellular component: ER to Golgi transport vesicle membrane; endoplasmic reticulum exit site. Gene Ontology annotation, biological process: Golgi organization; autophagy; COPII vesicle coat assembly. The transcript has 7 exons. NCBI's taxonomy places the organism in Eukaryota, Fungi, Mucoromycota, Mucoromycetes, Mucorales, Mucoraceae. Bases 1 to 2052 code for a protein of 683 amino acids.